GCUAUUACCAGUGCAUAUACACUGGUAAUAAACCGGUGAAAAUUGCUAAUACCAGUGAACCAAUCAUAUUACCUUAUUUUAGACAUGUGACACGCGCGUAUUUUAACUGAAAAUAAAGAAAUUUCCAUGGCAAAAUUAUUUGUUAAUACUUGCUUUUUAAAAAUGGCCGCAAGCCUAAAGUUAGGAGAUACUUUCCCUGAUUUUCAAAGUUGUAUAAAUGCAGUCAAUAAGUUCGCUUUAACAAAUUAUCGUCCAAUAAGGAUAGAUAGUAAAGAAACUGUUGCUAGUCACAAUAAAAAGUUAAUUGCUGAUAAAGCUAUUGUCACAACAGAAGAGAUAUUCGCAUGCAGAUCGUAUUAUUUGGAUGGCUUUUUGGAUUCAGUUAACCUAUUUUGUAUAUAUGAAAGCCAAAUUAUUUAUUUAAAAUAACAUUGAAGUUGAUUUUUAUUAUUAUUAUUGCUUUCUCUACCUAUGAUUUUAUGAAUACUAUAAUUAAUAAGAUUUUUGUAAAUAAUAUUUAAUAAAAGUCAACAGGUAAAUAAACCAAAUUUGUCUUUUAACUUUGUUACUUUUUUGUUUUGUGACAUUUGGACAACCCUGUGCAAGGGCAGAAACAAGGACGAUAAAACAAUGACGGUGAUGGCACAAGUCUGCUAUCUCUUUUGUUGUUCCUGUAUGGUUGACAAAUACAGGUGGGUUUGUAAACAUUUUGGUCAACCUAGAAAAAGAGAUGGUGUGACUGGAAAAAGAAAUCAUCAAUCAGUACUUCCUUGUGGCUGUCAAGUGGCAUUGUAUAUUGCAUACAAUCCUGCAUUACCUGGAUAUAUGGUGCGCAAUAUCAAUCUUGAACAUAACCAUCCAAUUGGUGCUGAAGAAUUUCAGCUCUACUCAACAUCUAGAAAACCUACAAAGAAAAUUCUUGAAGAAACUGAGGUUCUCCUUCAUCACCGCGCAAAUCCAACUCUUGUUGCCAACUACUUGUUAGAUAAAAAAUUAAUGGUAAAGCAGAAAGAUAUAUAUAAUAUAAAGCAGAAAAUGAAGUUUCGAGGUUCUGCUGUUGAUGAAAUCAGAAAUGUUUUGACUGGUACGAAACAUAACAUACAUGCUAAUAUGGAAGGAUACAUUGAGGCUGUUACUUGGUCCACUCCAGAACAACAGAGCAUUUUGCAUAAGUUUCCGGAAGUUGUUAUGAUGGAUGGUACAUACAAAGUCAACAAUAUGGCAAUGCCAUUGUACACCCUUGCAAUUGUGGACUGCAAUGGAAUAGGUCAGCCAGUAAUGCAUAGUCUUGUUGAUAGAGAAGACCAGAUUCAUUUAGAGAUGAUCCUAGAAGAUAUUCGGUGUUGGACAGGUGAUCUACUAAAGUCUGCUACGUUUGUUAUUGACAAAGAUUAUGCUGAAAUCUCUGCUAUAAAAACUGUUUUUCCAAAAAGCAGAAUUCUUCUUUGUCGUUUUCAUAUAGUGAAAGCAUUUGUUCUGGAACUUAAGAAGUUGCCAGUGUCUGAAAGCGAGCAAGAUUUAAUUUAUGAGAAAAUUCAAAGCAUGGUAUACGGUAACCAAGCACAAUGUGAAGAUGCAAUAAACUUUGUUAAAAAUGCUUUUCCCAAUUUUUAUGCUUAUCUGGAACGAAACUGGUUAUCAAUUGGGGAGAUGUUUUUUGGGUAUCAACGAAAUGGAGUAAUGCACCUUGACAACCACACAAAUAACAGAUUAGAAAGAUAUCACCGAUCGUUAAAAGCUGUUACUGCUACUUCUAGAAUAAGCCCAGGAAUUCUGAUAGAAAAGUUGAUUUCUUUGGAUAGAGUAAUAUACUCAAAAAUAUUGCACUCUGAUUUUGAUCAGCGUCUCAAAACUAGAAAAGAUGUUCCGGAUGCUCUAAAAGAGUAUUCUGAUAAAGUGUCAUCUUUUUGUUUGAAUUUAAUUGUUGAACAAUAUUUUCUAAUGAAAAAAAAUGAAUAUGAUGUAAAAGAGGAUUUGGAAAAUAGGUUUCUUGUCAAAAACACCCAUAGCGAGUAUAAUGUUUUUAAAAAUGCUUGUAAUUGCGGGUUUUCAACUGGAUUUGGACUUCUGUGUCGACAUAUCAUGUGUGUGCUGCAGUUUUUGCAAAAAUCUAUAUUUGACUUGGAACUUGUAAAUAAAAGGUUACUAAUUCACAAAUGGCAUACACCUAAAACCAAAUCUUGUCAUAUCCCAUCAAAAAAUAUGUCAUCUGUUUCUUUUGCACCUGUUAAGGAAAGAGUACUAACUUACACUCAGCGAUACCAGACAGUAAUGUCAUAUUUACAACCAAUAGCUUCAAUUCUUGCAGAUCUUCCUCCUUCAAGUUUUGUUAGUGCAUUGGAAUGGGUAAAAACGUUGGAAAAUCACAGUCGUACCACUCAAUGGAUGUCAACAAACCCAAAUAUCCAAAGUAAUGACUCAACAGAUUUAAAUAUAAGGAACUCUUCCGAAAUUGUAAUUCAAGAUGAUGUAUUGGGACCUGAUGAUAUAGAAGAACGAUUUGACUUUUCAAUUCAUCAGAAAGAGUCAGAGCAGUGCAAAGAAGAACCAAAUGAGCAUGAAAUUCAAGGAAAAGAAAUUGACCAAAUCAAAAAUGACAAAACUCCAACAAAGUCAUUUAGCCAGCCAACUCUUUUAUUAAAACCUAUUGUCAGAAAAUCUUCAGGCAGACCAUUAAACUUAAAGCAGCGGCUCUUUUACCAUGCACCUAAAAAGUAUGAAAAGUUGCGCCCAAUAGAUAGACAAAUUUUAACUUUGCGAUGGUUAGUGUCCGAUGACGAUGCUAAUAAAGCUAUAAAUUUGUGUUCAAAAUUGUCAACUACAUCAUUGAAAUCAGUUGUUGAUAUGCGAGCUGCUGAUCCUAGAGUCGAUAUUCAUCACUUUAAACAAUUUUUUGAUGAUUCGGCAUGGAUGGCAUUGGAAAACCAAAUCAAAAAUUUAAACAACGUCAGACGAUGUUGUGCUCUUUGCCAUCAGGAAGAUGAUCUAGCAACAGCUAUUGUUGGUAAAAAAAAAAAAUUGUUGGCUUCAAUGCGAUAGAUGUUUAUCGUGGAACCACUUUGGUUGCUUAGGUCUUGAGCGAAAACCAAUAAGUAGUUGGUUUUGUGGGGAAUGCCGUUACUAAAUUUUGAUAAUUUAUAAAUUAUUAUUUUAGGCUGAUCUU
Hydra vulgaris (swiftwater hydra) is the source of this 3163-nucleotide messenger RNA. RefSeq lists its product as uncharacterized. Lineage: Eukaryota; Metazoa; Cnidaria; Hydrozoa; Anthoathecata; Hydridae. Gene Ontology annotation, molecular function: zinc ion binding. The record is from RefSeq and is a predicted model, not a curated record.